CACUGCCCCACUACCUUCUACCAUGUCUUCUGCGUCAACGCCAUUGCCAUCAAGCGGGUACGCUUCUCCUGCACCAUUGCUCACUACUCCUGCUCCCCCCAAACCUAACAACGCUGCCCCCAAACCGAAACCGGUCAAUGUGUUUUCUAACGAUGGUUCGUUCCUAGAACGCUUCCAGCGACUGAAGAAGGAGGAGGAUGAGAAGAAGAAGCAGGAGGAAAUUCUAGCCAAGUGCGGGUCCUUCACCCUCAAUCUCUCGUGCAUUGCCACUAACCAUCUCCGUCUCCCCCACAGGAAGCGCGAAUUCGACAAUCGCUUCAAAAACCGGGGCAAGCGCCGUUCUCCCGAUACCUCGAGCUCCACCCCUGCCACAGAGAAUCCCGCCAAGAAGGCUAAAGUCGAGGAGCCGUUGAGUGAGUCCUCACAUUCUGGUAUCGCUAGCGUAUCCGACGAGAGUACUGAACGUACACAAGACCAAUAUAAGAAGGAGCUACAGAACUAUGCGGACCGGAGCCUGAAGGACAGCGGAAUUGGUGUGAGACCCUUGGUCAAGUGAGCAUUCCCAUUCUACACUGCAAUCGACAAUUUGUGUAUUUUUAUGCGUACUUCUUUUCCCUGGUCACUGGGUACUACCUAUAGUUCUUCGUAUUCCGUACAUAAUGAUCGAAGCAAUCCACCUUUGACACCCC
Molecule: messenger RNA, 689 nt
Organism: Dichomitus squalens LYAD-421 SS1
Lineage: Eukaryota; Fungi; Basidiomycota; Agaricomycetes; Polyporales; Polyporaceae
Exons: 4
Coding region: 23-556 (177 amino acids)
Source: RefSeq, a predicted model, not a curated record